AUGUCGGAGAAGCUGAAGAAAUUUGUAAAAUCUACUCUGUUUGGGAGGAAAAAGGGCAAAAAGGAUAAGAGAAUUGUAAGUUGAUGGUAUUCUAGGCCAUUUCUAGGAUGAUUUUUUUUUUAAUUUUUUUACGAAAGUAUUAUUUACCAGUCCACGAAGUAUUUUACGAAUGCAUUAUAGCAUUGUAAGUUGUUGUAGCCGCUCUUAUGUCAUCUAAAUUUUAUUAGGAUGCAAAAUCUUUCUAUAGCGAACAAUUUUAGAGCUUUCAAAAGUCACUUUUUGUCAAAGUGAACUUUCGUACAAAGGAUCGUAUAUGACCAAAAUAUAUUUUCUUUAAAGACGUUUCGUGUGGAAGGUCCUAAUGAUUCAUAGGCUAAACGAAUCUCCUUACAACAAAACCCUUCUCUAACCAAUUAUUUUUUUGGUUCUGUUGUACAGAGGCUUUUUAAGUUAAAAUUUUUAUACCUUUAAAAAAUUUUCAGAAGCCAAUAGAAUGCGCUGAAGUCCAUGUUGCGGCGCGCCGCCUCACCCAACGCAGCGCCUACGAAUGCGAAGAUGUUGUGGACAAGUUCCAAUCCCAACGUCACUCAUUUUAUCACAACCAGACUCGGCGCACCCGAAAAACGGCCAAAUCGAUGGCUUGCGGCGAAGAUCUGGACGAAGCGGCCUCGGAUUCGGACGAAGAAAUGGUUCCGAAACCGCGAAAGGUGGCGUUCAGUGGGAACAAUCGCAGAUAUUUGUUCGAAAAACAGAGUCCGGAGCAAAGUUUGGCCCGAGAAUUCGAUCGAAUGUCCAUGCGGAAUAGAAGAAAUUCCCGGAAUUAUGGAGAAGAGGACAAGGAUCGUCUGAUUGAGGUGGGUAUUUGAGAUAAAAAAAAAAUUUUUUUUUUUUUGAAAAAAAUUUCGGCGACAUGCACUGUGCGAAAAACAGUUCAUUUUGCACUGUGCAAUUCCUUGUUUUUUGCACCGUGCAAAUGCCUUUUUUUGGGCUGUCGCUCGCAUCCUGAAUUUUUCUGCACAGUGCAAACGCCAAAAAUCAAACAAGCGACUUUAUCUAGGGACUAGAAAAUAAUUUCAAGGUAAUUUUUUUAAUUUUGAAAAUUCGAAAAAAACAUUUUUUCCCAGAAGUGCUUUAGGGGAAAAAAACGAUAUAAUGAUGUCGCAAAUAGCUAAAUUCACAAAACAAUCCAAUUUUCACCAGCUUUGAGACAAAAAUUUUUGGUUUUUUUUCAGUUUUUCGCGUUUCCCCAAAAAAAAUUUUUUUUUAUUUUUUUCCAAAAUGAGUUCAAAAAUUCAAAAAUCAAUGAUUCCAUUCCAGAAGCUAAAAAUGGAGCUUCGUCUGGCGAAUCAGCAGAUCUCCCAGCAGGAAUUCAUGAUCGAGCGCAAAGAGCGGAAAUACGACAAGCUGAAAGGGAAGUACAUGGACGUGAGAGCGCAAAAGCAACACGACGACACCAUGAACCAGUCCACCUUGAUGCGGAACAGCAUGCUCUUGCCCAUGUACCAGCCCCCAUACUAUCAACAAAUGCAGUUGCCGCAAAUGCAGCCCAACUUCUUCAACGCGCCCGCAAACCCGCCAUUCUUCAUGCCUCAGGGCGCAUUGCCUCAGGCACAGUUGCCUCAAAGCCUAAUUCCGACGCCUCCAUCGACGGAGCGGAGUUUUGUCUCGCCCGGAAUGGCGGAAAUCCAGCUGCAACGCAACGAAAGUGACUUGGAAUCGGUCAAGAACUUCCGCCGAAACGAUGCGCCCAUGAACUUCGAAGCCGCCAUGGAGGGCUACGCGACGGAGGAGAGCUUCGUGGGCAGCUCAAAGAGCAUGGAGAAAAUUGCGCACGCGCCUAGUCAUGUUGCCAGCGGAAGGCGGAGUCAUUAG
This is a messenger RNA of Bursaphelenchus xylophilus (pine wood nematode), 1872 nucleotides long. The record is from the annotation of a GenBank genome assembly. NCBI's taxonomy places the organism in Eukaryota, Metazoa, Nematoda, Chromadorea, Rhabditida, Aphelenchoididae.